AAUGAAAAAUCGUAUUUUUAAAUGACUUUGAUAUGUAUAUGUAUUUUAUUUUGGCUAUUUUACACUGGCCUUGAUGAUUGCUUAAAUACUUAUGUUUCAGUGGACAUUCUGUGAUUUAUUUUUGGCUACAUUAAUGCAUGGAUGAAAAGUUCUGGCACAUAACACCGAGAUAUAUAGUGUCAGAAAGACCCAAAAUCAUGACACAAAGCAGGUGUGUAAAAAUAAGAUCAAAGUUUACUUGAACCAAAAAAAACCAUUACCUUGCAAGAAGGCAAAGAUUCAGGCAGAGUUAAAAAGCAGGCAGAGAAAAAACAGAUUAAUACUGGAAGACAGCCUAGGGGGGGGGGGGAAAUCAGCCGUGAACAUGUGUCGCAAUGACUACGGGGACCAGUUGGUUAAGUUGAUGCAGGUGAGCAAAGAAGCUAGAAGGAAAGCAGGGCAGGUGGGAAUGGUGGGUUUGGAACAACAGGAGGGAAGUGAAUGGGAACAUAAAAAAACAAACUGCAUGAAGACCAAUAUACACCCAAAAAUCAUCUAAUAUAUUUAAAAUAUGCAUGUUACAACUAUACUUUUUUCUGCUUUUAUUACUAAUUGUACCUUCUUUAAGAAGAGAUAAAGGAGACCAUAUAGCAAGACAACACACAAAUGAUGGGAGAGAAGGCAAAUUUGAAUAUAGUAGUUGUAUAUAAACACCUGGUAAGUGAAAAUAGGUUAGUGGAGAAGUCCAGUGCAUCAUGGGAAGUCCCCCAGCAACCUGAGCCUAUUGCAGAUCUAGCUCACACUAUAAGCUUUAUCUAGAAGUAAAGUUUAAAGUCAAAUCCUCAAUGGAGACAGGUCGUCUGUCUCCCGAAUCCAAACUGGAGGCUGGUUCCACAGGGGUCUGACAGCGGAAAGCUUUCCCUCCCAUUAUACUUACUACUGGGAACCACAGGUAAGCCAGCAGUCUGAGAGUGAGGUGCACUGUUUGGAUAAUAUGGUACUGUGAGGUCUCUGACAUAUGAUGAGGCCUGAUUAUUCAAGACCUUGUAUGUGAGGAGAAGAAUUCUGGGUCUAGCUGUAGCCAGUGAAGAGAAGAUAAUAUGCUAGAAACAUGAUCUCUCUUGUCCCAGGCAGUACUCUCACUGCCAUGUUUUAGUUCAACUUAAGGCUUUAUAGGGAAUUUUUAGAACUGUCACAUAAUAAAGAAUCAAAAUAGUCCAAUCUACAAGUAAUAAAUGCACAAACUAGUUUUUAACACCACUCUGAGACAGGAUUUUUCAAAUUUUGGCAACUUUGGGAAUCAAUCAGUUAUUCAAGUGAAACGCCAUACCUCAUUUAUAUUUAGGCGAUCUCCCGCGCAAGGUCAUCUUCUCAGAAAUGUCCAGACAGCAUCUGGUUUUAUCAUGCUCCAUAAUUUCACCACAGCCCUCAAACUUGCACAGAGAGCAAGAACAUCAACUUCUGUUUCAAAUGGACCUGAAUUUUGUGUUAAAGUUCAUUUCUUCGUAUGCAAACAGACACUUUUCAAGCCUGAGGAAAGAAACCAGUUUGUUUACAAUUUUUUUUUUGCCAACACUCGUCAAAUUACACAGUCACAGUCACCACACUGAACACAGUGGAGAAACUGAGUGUUUUUUCCCGAAGUAUAAAAAGCUAUAAUUUGAAACUUACAUUCAACAAACAAUUUUUUAAUGUUUAUGCAUUAGUGCCACCAUGCUUUAAAAAAUAUCACAGUUUCAUACCUACCUCCAACAAUCCAACUGUUAUAUUUCUUACACAUUCUCCAAAAUUUAAGGAUGACUAGUUGAGGGUAAACACUUAUUGCACAAUAUUUUCACUAUAAUGAGCACCAAGCCCAUAAGAUGACUCAGAUUUAAAGUCAUUAAAAACUAUAAAGUGUUAAUGAUUCAGAAGCCAGUUUUCCUGAAUGUUGACAGUAUGAAACAUCCUGUCUUGUGUAACAAGGCUAGAGAUCCACAUUUUCACCUGAAAGACUGGGAAACACACUCUGCAGAAGUGUCACCUUUCAUUGUUCUCACUUGCGAUGGUAUCAGGUGUACUUUGAACAGGCUUGUGUCUGGCUAAAACUACCCUUGCGCAGGAUGGGUGGGGUAAUGUGGUGUGUGUUUAAACAGACAAGGUAAGGUCCCCCGUCACAAUACGUGCUCAGGCAAAGAUCGGGCUUGAAUGGAAUCCUUUACCUGUAGCUCUGGGGAAACUGUACACUGAAAGGUCUACACCGAGAUUUCAGUGCCCGUCGAAACCACAAUGGAGACAACUAAUGAUACCACAAAAAUCCUGGGGAAAGGUCCUGAAUACCUUCGUAAACAAAUGGAUUUGGAGAGUGAGACAAAAGGACGCAUGAGUGCUGUGGAGAGGCUCGCCGCAAGUAAACCAAAAUACGUCAAAAGCCAACAGGUGGUUAACUCAACUCAGGAGCCAGUGAUUAGCCUUGGAUCGGCCUCUGUGAGUAGCACUGGGUCCUCUAACCGAAGCUCACACCGGGAUGGGAAUCUUCCUACAGGGAAUGACUCGACAGGGAAUACACUCACUGUGCACAUCUCUUCACCAGUGCAGGCACAUCGCUCCAGCGCCAAAAAACGACCAGACUCUCUUCUAAUUUACAGACAGAAAUGUGAGUUAUUGAGAGGGCCAGCAAAUGAACGGAAACACCAUAUAACCCGUAAGUUGUUGCUCAACCCUGUGAAUAAAAAUGCCCCAUUACCCGAGGGGACAGAUAAGGAAUGUGAGUCUCAGGACAACGUGGAAAAAAUCACCACGCCUAAGGAAACAGCAAAGGAAUGCUAUCCACAUGUAGUUAUCUCUAAACCGGAGAGCAAUGGAGUGACAGAAGAGUGCAGAAUCAAGAACAGUGACUCUGGUACAAAACCUAAGGCUGGAGUUGUAAAUGCAUCUAGUGGUCUGACAGUUCCUGAGGUUGAAAGGAGGUCUGGCAAAGGAGUCAGUCGUUCUCACUCUGAUAUCAGCUCCAGGUACUCCAAAAACUUUGCAGACUUUGAUGCUUUUUUCAAGUACUGCGGGCUGGACGGUGAGGUCAUUGAGUCUUUGGGGAAGGAGAACUUCUCGGCUCGCUCAGAUGAAAUUGCAAUAAUGGUUCGGAGUGUCAGUGUUUCCACGUCAGAUGAUGGCUUCUCCAGGAACAGUAGUGACAGCGAUGGGCUCAUGGAGGAAAAGCUGCACGAGAAGAUACGUCAAGAGACCUCAGUUAUUGAGCGCAACGCGCGGAUUAUCAAAUGGCUGUACAGCUGUAAAAAUGCUAGUGACACUGGAAAAAAGUUACGAGAUCUUCACUGAUUGCGCUUUUUGUUUUUACCAAGUGAUGUUACAUAAAAGUUAUAUUUUGAGUACAAAGAUGGAAGUAGUUUCUUGUUUUUGGCCUUAAAAACAUUGAAUGAUAGCCUACUUGUCCAACUGUACCAAAAUCUUAGGUUAUGUAUUGUGUAUACUGCAUGUGUGUGUGUCCUUUACUGAUGACUUUUCUGAGAGCAAAUGAUGACUGAGUGAUUUCUUUUCUUUUUCUUUUUUUUCUUUUUUUUUGACUUGCACAGGACCAUCUAUGAUCUCAGUUACACUGGAAACAGAUGAAAUACAAUGUCAUAAAAGCUAUACAAAAACUAAAAGUAUUUACAUUAUUCAGCUUCAACAUUUUUAUGAUUACUGGCUUAUCUAUCUAUGUAAUAUCUAUCUAUAUAAUACUUUUGCUUUCUAUUCAGACUCUAUAGAAAACAUUUCUGUAUUAAAUAUGGUCAAAUGUGCAUACAAGAAGGCAAGCAGUGAUUCAAAAGAAUUCAGUGAAGUGCUGUGACUAGUAUGAACCAGUUUGGGAUUGUUUUCUUUUUCUAUAAAAAUAAAAUACUUUUAAGUUCAGUGAUUUUGGUUGUGAGCCUUUUUAAAGUAAAUGGGCCACAGUCAUAUAUAAUUACAUUGUUUAUAAAUCUAUACUGUAUUUUUAUGCAACUAUGAUUUAAAGCUUUUGAAAAUGUACAAAAUUUGUCAACAUGACAUACUUCCUGCUAAUGAUAAAUCAACGUCUAACAAUGCUGCAGCAAUUCUAGCUGUAGCUUUUUGAUGAGUUGUCAUCAAUGUUACAUAAUUCAUCUACAAAACAUUAGUGUGUUUAUUUAUUAUUCAUUAAAAUGCAAUUAUUUUAUACGAUCACUUAUAAAAUGUACUAUUUGUAAAGAGUGGUACUAUUAUUUUAAGAUAAAAGGCUUACAGCUCAUGGCCUUUUGAUUCUUCUCAGGAACAUUAAAAGGAGUCUCACACUGAU
Molecule: messenger RNA, 4270 nt
Organism: Oreochromis aureus
Lineage: Eukaryota; Metazoa; Chordata; Actinopteri; Cichliformes; Cichlidae
Gene: fam110c
Product: family with sequence similarity 110 member C
Exons: 1
Coding region: 2248-3294 (348 amino acids)
Source: RefSeq, a predicted model, not a curated record